Messenger RNA from Brassica napus (rape), 1303 nucleotides. RefSeq names its product putative F-box/kelch-repeat protein At4g35120. The transcript has a single exon. Gene Ontology annotation, molecular function: protein binding. The coding region runs from base 36 to 1181 and encodes 381 amino acids. NCBI's taxonomy places the organism in Eukaryota, Viridiplantae, Streptophyta, Magnoliopsida, Brassicales, Brassicaceae. The record is from RefSeq and is a predicted model, not a curated record.
AAUCCCACAACAGUGAAACAGAAACCCUAGCGGAGAUGACAACUAAUCCUAUAGCUCCACCUCUUAAGAAAAUAAAGAAGAUGAAGAAGCCUCCAUCGUUUUCAUCAAUUCCAGAUGAUGUCAUUGUGAACAUCUUAGCUCGGAUCUCGAAAUCUCACUACCGUUCCCUCUCCUUAGUCUCCAAGCACUUAAACUCUCUUCUCUCUUCUCCAGAUAUCUACUUUGCUCGAUCCCUAAUCGGUAACACAGACGCUCGCCUCUACAUGUGCCUAUGGCUACCCACUCCCUCCUCCAGUCAUCGUGACAGAUGGUUCAAUCUCAGCUACCGUCUGGGUCAGUUAACUUUAGUACCGGUAAGAGCACUCUCUUCCUCGUACUCUCCCGACCGGUUAAGCUCAACCACCGUAGCCGUACAUUCCGAAAUCUACCAGAUGGGAGGAAGCAACGGGGACAAGCGGACCAGAGCCGUUAGAGUUCUUGAUUGUCGGAGUCACACGUGGCGUCGCGCUCCCGACAUGAAGGUGGCAAGGAAACACGCAAGGUCUUAUUUUUUAGAUGAGAAGGUAUAUGUAAUAGGGGGAUGCACACAAAGAGAGGAAACAAUGACAUGGGGUGAGGUUUUCGACCUGAAGACUCAGACUUGGAAGCCAUUGCCUAAGCCUCCCAGCGAUGAUGACGUCAAUUCGUAUCACAACGGUGUAGUUUUUGAAGGAAGGCUAUUCUUUUUCACCACGAAAAAAAACAACAAGAACUAUGCAUAUGAUCCGAAAGAAGGAAGAUGGGUACAAGAGGCGGGGUUUGUGGGUCUAGAAGGUAUGACUGGACCUUGGUGCGUUAUAGGAAGUGUAAUAUUUGCUGAGCAUGGCGGUAUAUUCAAGUGGUAUGACCCAAGGAAUGGAAAGUGGUUAGAGGUUCAUGGUUUGAAUGAGGUUCACACGAAACGUGCUAAAAGUUCCAGAACGAUUCAGUUAGUUAACCAUGGUGGGAAACUGGUAAUAAUAUGGGAUGCGUGGCAUAUGCGUCAGAGGGAACACAAAAGUGUUUGGUGUGCGGUGAUUAGCCUUGAGAAAUGUUUGUUUCCAUCAAGUUAUAUGCGGGGGAGGGUGGAAGAGUGCAGAGUUUUUUUGGGUUUAGCCCACAAGUCAUAUAAGCUCUCAAGCUGCCUAUCGGUUUUGGUCUAAUACUCAUAUUAUUAUUUUUUUCCAACAUAUAUUAUUUCUAAUAAGAUGCGAUUAUAUUUCUUAUAAUAUUGUUGUUGCAAUUGGUGUUGUAUUGUUUGUAUGUUAUCUUCUUUUAACAUAUG